Hydractinia symbiolongicarpus is the source of this 1422-nucleotide messenger RNA. RefSeq lists its product as uncharacterized. Gene Ontology annotation, cellular component: ESCRT I complex; cytosol. The transcript is spliced from 8 exons. The record is from RefSeq and is a predicted model, not a curated record. Lineage: Eukaryota; Metazoa; Cnidaria; Hydrozoa; Anthoathecata; Hydractiniidae. Gene Ontology annotation, biological process: viral budding; receptor catabolic process; virus maturation. Bases 66 to 767 code for a protein of 233 amino acids.
AGGCCUGUUUAUUAUAUUAUUAUUGAUUUGAUUUAGAUUAGUUAAAAUACUUCUUAUUUCAACUAAUGGCAGAAUUUAUCACAGAUCUAUUUUUAGUGACAGCUAGAGAUUCUGACUUAUCAACCUUCAUUUUGGAAACCACAAUAAAAAACCAUGAUGGAAACAUUUGGGAACAAACAUGGCGACACAAAGGAAAACGCUUCCUAGGAUUUAAAAGGAAUCCUGAUGAUCAAUACGUUGUGACAGAUAUUACAGUCGUUGAAGAAGAUAAAGACAUACCAGAUGAUUAUGCUGGGCUUUUAAUUACAAAAGAUACAAAGGAAAAAGGUUCAAGGAAGUAUGUUAUAUGUUACAAGAGGGAUUCCAGGAACAGCGUAGAUAAAGCCAUCACUGAAAUCAAUGUAAUCAAUGAGUCCAAAGGAGAACUUGUCCCUGCUCAAUUCACAUCAGUCAAUUCGGCAAUCAACGAUGUUUUAAUUGUAUUCAAAAUUCAAGAUGUUGUUACACAACCAAAACCACCGAAGUUACCUCCAAGACAGUCUCCUCAAGUUCAAGUACAGCAGUUUCAACAACAUUCUGCAGGCGUUCCCAGUAGUCCAGUCUCAGGUAUCGAAGGUGUUCCGUUUCAAAUUAAUCCGAAAUACAACACCCAAUCAACACAUAAUGACCCAAUGCUAAACGAAAUUCAUAGAAUUUCUCUCGAUGACAUCAUUGCAAAGUAUUCCUAUUCAUUCCAUACAGAGAAGGGUGUGAUCCCAACGAGCUGAUGAAGAUUAUGUGCAAGUGGAACUGAUAACGAACGCUGAAGUUCUUUGUUUUUAAACUUUCCCUUGUCGCACUCUGUUGUCGAGCUAUCUUAAAAGCUGAUUGAUGUUACUUGUUGUGCUGUGAAAUACGAUUAACUAAUCCUAUGUUACUAUGUUGGUUUGCUGAUAAAUAAAAUUAAAUUUAGUGACAAAAAUCUAUAUUAUAUUGUAAUGUGGUGUUAUGUUUUUACCUUCGUUGUAUACAUUUUUUUACGUUUGUGUUAAGGAGGGAGUGGUUGGUUAUAUUUUCGCAGAUGUCUGACAAAAUAAGGUAGUCAGCCUGGGAAUUGAGUUCGCUGUCUAAAUCUUUGGGGUAGCUAUUUGCAUGGAAGAGGAUUUUCGCAAGAUGAUAAUAUUUUGAAGAUGGGUUUUUGUUUUCUUUUCGCACAACUGAUUGCCUGUUGUAAAAAUUUUUGACUUUUUAUCCUCGUUUCCUCGUGAGGUGCAGCAAUUUUUUUUGCCUGUCUGUCUGUCUGUCUGUCACGCAAGAUGGUAGUGGCGGCUUUUCUGAUCUUGCUAAGUCCUUGAAAAAUCGGGGUUUGAAAUAUUUCAUUUUGUUAUAUGUUAAUAUGCUAUUUGUUUUUAUUCAUCAAUUAAAUAGAAUACUUAUAGUUAA